AGCCAGGAUGGAUGAUCGAGCAUGGUAUUUGAGAACUUCAAAGCUGGCUCUGGCCUUGGCAAUUAUUCACUCAAAACCAGCAGACAAAAGCAGCAGAGACUACGCAGAGCACCUCUCGAGGGUGGUGUCUGGGCAAGAGGCGAAGUGGAGAUCAAAGGUCGAAGCCUUGGAAGCUGAAGUUCUGCAAUUACGUCAAAAACUUCUUCUGAGCAGGAUUUACUCAGGAUUGUUUAAGAGUGGAGACCCGUCUUCCCAGUUACAGGCUCAGGAACCUAGAAGUUCUGAGAAUACGUUAAGUCUGCUGGAAGAUUCUGGGUGUGGUUUAUCAAAUGAGCAGAGAACAGAACCUUCAGAGAUGUCCCAGCAUUUUGUGGAAAGCUGCACCCCUACACCUUUCCCACCACUGCCCAUUGUGAAAAGACACUGGGCUACUCCGGAAAAUCCUCUGUCUUCUCACAUGCAGUUCUUGCAGCGUCUGCUUGAACUGAAGAACUUGACAGCAUCAGGGAGUCUGAAAACAGACUUGAGCCUCUUUGAAACUGACUCUUCUGCAGUAUCAGAUUCUGUUUUCCAGUUGCUAGAUGGCCUGAUCACUUUUUACCGUAAACCCAAAUUUCCUUUUUCAAGCUUUUGGACAGAAGCUGUUGAUACUUUAGCCAGACUGAUCAGUGAUUGUGAUUUAUCUAAUCAUAUUCUUAAAAAGUGUUCCAAGAAGUUGGAAGAAUUUGAGAAAACCCUACUACAGAUUAUUUUAAGGAACAACCAUAUAAAUCGGUUUCAGGUGCAGCAUUAUGUCUCACAGAGCCUGGUAACCCUGGGAAGUUGCAGCUUGUUGAGAAAAUCUAUAAUAUCUCUGCUUCUGUCAGAAGUAAACAGCUUCGCUGAUGAUCUGGGUGCCGUCAAUCAGGUACAAGCCAGUUAUGAUGUGACAUGCUAUGAAAAUAUUUUCUACCUGUUCUGGGUUCUGGAGCAGCUUCUUCAAAAGGAAACCAAAGAAGGCAACACUUCAAGUAUCGGGCAUGAUGACCAAGAAAUCAGGAAAUUUCUUCAGAAGCAUGAUGAAACUAUUUUCCAACUCUCCGAUGCAUUUCCUUUAUUUACUUUUUAUUUAUGGCGAUUGGGCAUUCUCUUGAACUCAGUAGAGACAGAAACUGUUGAAAAUAACUCACUUCCUUAGCAAUUUACCAAAUAUCAGAAGCAUACUAAAGUUCAAU
Ceratotherium simum simum (southern white rhinoceros) is the source of this 1214-nucleotide messenger RNA. The record is from RefSeq and is a predicted model, not a curated record. Lineage: Eukaryota; Metazoa; Chordata; Mammalia; Perissodactyla; Rhinocerotidae.